ACUGAUACUGUUUAUUCACUUUGUUUUACAUUUAUGUCGUCAAUGUCAUGCUAAAUCGUUUUCUAUGUUUGGAUGAACAUGAGCAGGCUAUAUAAUCAUAUCGCACAAACAUUUUUAUGGAUUACUGUCAUUAUUGUACUGAAACACCAAACCAUCUGACAGAUACUAAGCAUUAAGAAAUAAAACAAAAUGUUAUUUGAUUACCCAAAUGAUCAACUUAUCGCAGGUGACGAAUCAGCGUGCGUCGUAUGCCACUCGGAUCUUCUCGUCUAAAGCCGUGCUUUCACUUACAAACAUCCGUCUUAAAUGCCAACGAAUUGAUUAUCGUUGCCGGGGACUUGGAUUCAUUAAUUUUGAUCUUGUGCAGCGAGCUAAGUAGCCAGUGUAUCCAGCACACAAAUACGCGAAACAAUAUGGAGAAUAUUCGUCAGUUUGGCAAGAAGUUGUUUCGUGUGAAAACCUUUGAUACUCAGUCGCUACAUGAAACCGAGUUUCGACGUUGCUUGUCGAUAUUGGACUUAACAGGAAUCGGUGUGGGGAGUACUCUCGGUGUUGGAGCUUAUGUGCUGGCGGGACAAGUGGCGAGAGAUGAUGCUGGCCCAGCUAUCAUCCUCUCCUUCAUCAUCGCUGCAUUGGUUUCACUGUUGUCAGGUCUUUGCUACGCCGAAUUUGGUGCCCGAAUUCCCAAAACCGGAUCUGCAUAUUUAUACUCCUAUGUGGUCGUUGGCGAAUUAAUAGCAUUUGUAACGGGCUGGAGUAUGAUCAUGGACAAUAUUAUCGCGGGAGCUGGUGUUGGCAAAGCCUGGAGUGAGUAUCUCGACGCAAUGCUAAAUCUCACCAUCAGCGAGACGAUUCGGAGCGAAAUCGGUGAGUUCCAGUCAAACUGGUUUGGAGACUACCCUGAUUUUCUAGCCUUCGUGCUCUUGCUAAUUAUGACUGCAGUAGUUGCGAUUGGUGUGCAGUUAUCUUCGAUCACGAUGUUCAUUUUUACUGUAAUCAAUUUGGCGGUUGUUGCUUUCAUAAUCAUCGCUGGAGCCCCGUAUGCCAACAUCCACAACUGGACAUCAAACGGAGGAUUUUUUCCUUACGGCUUUCCUGGCGUUAUUGCAGGUGCAGCAACAUGCUUCUAUGCGUUCGUCGGUUUUGAUGUAAUUGCAACAUCUGGAGAGGAAACAACAAAUCCCGGUAAAGCAAUUCCACUUUCUAUCAUAUUGACGUUGGUUGUGUGCACGAUUGUCUACAUUCUGGUAUCUACGAUUUUGACACUGAUGGUAAACUAUAAAGACCUGGCUUUAUAUGCUCCACUUGCUCAGGCCUUCAGUCAGAAUGGCUUCGACGCCGCCAAGUACGUAGUCGCCAUUGGUUCUCUGGUUGCUCUGACAUCGUCGAUGCUGGGAUCCAUCUUCCCCCUACCGCGGAUCAUCUACGCCAUAUCCAAAGACGGCCUCUUGUUUCAGUUUCUAGGUAGGGUUAAUUAUAGAACAAAUGUUCCUGUAAACGCCACAAUAGUCAGUGGACUGCUGACUGCCUGUUUGGCACUAGUCUUCAAUCUUCAACAGCUCGUAGAAAUGAUGUCAAUAGGAACUCUGAUGUCAUACAGUCUUGUUGUCAUCAGUACAUUAUUGCUACGCUAUAAACCAGACCACAUUGGAUUAAACAAACAACAAUCUAGCAACUUCAACGUCUUCCCUCGUGAAGAUUCAAGCCUAAUCGAUCUUGGAGAGGGCCUUUCCAGAAGGUACACAAACGCAGCAUCACCCAGUGGCGACGACAGUGACGAAAGACAACUCUCAAUAACAACUACAUUCGCCGACGGUGAGUCAGACGAUGUACAAAGACUUGUAGGUAAAAAUCAUACAUUUGAGCAACAGCGACCAUCUGAAGUCACAUAUACAAAGGUGUUUUGGUUGACGAUUGCGUCCAUUUUACUUCACUUUGCUAUGAAUAGUAUAUUGGUGUUUGCCGAAUCAGAAGUCAUUAAUGGUGUUUGGUGGUAUUUGUUUUUGUUGGCUAUACUACUUACAGCAUCUAUAAUUUGUGCAGUGUUUAUCUGGAGACAACCUCAAAAUACAAUGCAACUUGCCUUCAAAGCCCCUCUUAUACCUGGCCUUCCAUUACUUGCCUUGUUCUGCAACAUUCACCUAACACUUCGCCUGACGUUAGCGACUUGGAUAAGAUUCUUCGUUUGGCUUGUCGUAGGUUUAUUGGUGUACUUUUUCUACGGAAUUCGGCAUAGCAAGGAGUCGGAGUCGUCAGGCGCUCUUCCCGCUGUCACACGUGAUGAUUAAUUCACCUUGGUGAUGCUAAUAUUUCGGAGCUACAGUCACGGCACAUUUAUUUAAUCAGAGUAUUGAUUUUCUGAUUUCAAACGUGGAACAAUAUUACAAAUGUUGACGAUUAAAAAAAAUCCAGCUUGCUCGUCGCGAUGUCUUUUAAGACACAUAAAAAUACUCCCGGCUAUCGCUUGUUGCAAUAAGUUAAAUAUGUGAUGAGCAAAGACGCACAUGUUUCCUUCCAUAACCCGUUGUCUACACACUUUAGCAGACUAUGUGGCUGAUUAAAAAAGAAAUAUAUAUUAAACCACUUACUUCGGAUCAGAGGUACUAGUUAUUUUCUUCAAAGCAUUGAGAUUUUGCAAAAGCCUUCCUGAAUUACUAUAGUUAAUCGUACUCCAAAAAUACACGCAGUUGAUUCUGCAGUCGACAAUAUUCUGUAUCCUCAUCAGAAACGUUGAUGAUUUUAAUUUACCUUCUUCUAUUCAAUGGCGCAUUAUUACGGAUAUAAUUUUCCUUAAUUUAAUUUAGUCGGGAGUGCUGACCAUUUGGAAAUAAAACAUAGGGGAAUGUCGAAGAGUAACGUCGUGAAUAGAGUAUGAACAUUGGAAACAGAGAGGGGAUAAUCUAAGGUUAUUGCCAUUAACAAAGAAUUUUUAGCAAAUAUCAAAAAGAGAAUAAUUGAUACAAUAUAAUAUAAACUGUGGAAGAGAAGGAAUUGUAACACAAAUGAAAGACGCCAAACCUGUCGUAUGUGACUCGUUCUGCUCGGAAGAUCAUUGCCUUCAUUAUUGUCAUGAGGGCCACAUUCAGCAUCAUCAUCAAUUAUCAUCAUCGUCAUCAUUAUCGUCAUCAAUCAUCAUCAUCAUCUUAUGAUCAUAAUUACCAUAAUUAUUACUCUUAAUCUUAAAUACAUUGUAUGCAACUUUGUAGCUACUGGCCCUAAUGACAGCGUAGACUGAAGAUGACAACUCGAGGUCAAGCGUCAGCCAGGGUUGCUAGCAAACAAUUUUAAUUACAAUAAUUAUGAUAAUGAUGAAUAUAGACAAACCUUAGUAAUGAUUCUAUGAAAGCAUAAUACCAACACAAUAUACAUAUAUCAAUAUACGACAUAUGUAUUUAUGAUACCGAGAAUAUGUAUUAAAAUUUUGAAAUAUAAUUUAAUUCGACAGAUAAUAAUCAAGGUUGCUCAAAUUUAAACGUAUUAAUCAUGUCAAAGUCCUGUAUUAAUUUUGAUCGAUUAUUUUGUGUAAAGGUAUGUCAAGGCGGUUCAUCAAGAUAAAUUAUACUUUGCCUAUUAAUUUUUAAAUUGACAAAUAUUGAAGUUUCACUGUAA
Anneissia japonica is the source of this 3609-nucleotide messenger RNA. RefSeq names its product cationic amino acid transporter 3-like. Gene Ontology annotation, biological process: amino acid transport; transmembrane transport. Bases 249 to 2288 code for a protein of 679 amino acids. Gene Ontology annotation, cellular component: plasma membrane. NCBI's taxonomy places the organism in Eukaryota, Metazoa, Echinodermata, Crinoidea, Comatulida, Comatulidae. The transcript has 4 exons. The record is from RefSeq and is a predicted model, not a curated record. Gene Ontology annotation, molecular function: amino acid transmembrane transporter activity.